AUGGAGAAAACAAUAAUGAUGGACAUGAGUGACGUUGACAAAGACCACCAUCAGACUACAGAUACUACUACUAUUAGUGUUAUUUCCGUUACCGACGAAAAAGAAAAAGUGAAUGAUAGCAGCAACAAAGAAAAGUUGACAACAACAAAUGUCGAUAUUGCUGAUAGUGGUAAUGAUGAUGAUGUUGAACACCACCAGACUGCCACAACUAAUAGUACUACUAUUACUACCACUAUAGAUGAAAGAAAAAACGUGCUUGAUAUCAACAAUGAGGAGAAGACGGUGUUGUCUAAGUUGAGGUGCAAUAGUGGUAGCGAUGAUGACUACCACCAGAUUAUUAGCACUGACGAAAAAGAAAAAGUAAAUGAUACUACUGAGGAAGAGUUGACGACGACAACAAGAAUUAAUGUCAACGAAGGUCUUCUUACUCAGAAGAAUCUCAAUGUUAAGAAUCGUGAGACCAUGAUAGCCUGUACUGGUUUUACCGAUGAAAUCUUGAUGAUAUCUCGCAAAAAAAUCGACAUCGAUAACAGCAACAGUAGUACAAGAAGAGACGGUAAAAAUAACAGCAACAACAGUAGCAGACACACCAACAGCAGUAACAUCGGAAGUAUCAACAAUAACAUCGACAGCAGUAUCAACUUGUCCCAAUAUGUUAUUGGAAAAUCAUCAUCAUCAACAUGUAGCACUACAGAACUUUCUGUAGCUACACUAACUCGAGAUAAUGAAAAUGUUAGUACUCUUACGAUGCAUGACACUAAUCGUAACACUCUAAACCCAGCAAAUAUAGCAGAAAGAAAUAUGCGAGGAAAUAAAGAAGAUAAAUCAAGACCACCUUUACCAAAACCGGAUGAGGAAAAUGUUGAUUCAUCAAAAACUGAAGAAAGAAAAAGGAAAUACUCAGUGAAUAUUCUCAUGAGUCCGGUAUUCACAAUGUUGAUGUUGGAGAUUUCAUCAUCAUUAUCAGAGUCACUAGAAGAUGUAGAUAUGCUAGCCUCUAGAUCGUCGAGUUUUUUCUUGACAACUUAA
Messenger RNA from Penaeus vannamei (Pacific white shrimp), 1029 nucleotides. The record is from RefSeq and is a predicted model, not a curated record. Lineage: Eukaryota; Metazoa; Arthropoda; Malacostraca; Decapoda; Penaeidae.